GGGAACCCCUUCAACAUGGAGGUGCUGGUGGACUCCUGGCCUGAGUACCACACAGUCAUUGUCCGGCCUCAGAAACAGGUAGUCACACAAAGAUCAUUGGGAAUGGUCAGCUCCAUACAGCCCAAGGGGUCUCAAGCAGUGAAGCUCAGUACCUCCAACAGGAGCAAACCAGACAGUUGGUGUGAGACGGAGCAUCCAGAUGACCAACCUCAGAGUGAGGAUCCCAAUUUUAAAUUUUCCCAACUGUGCAUUUCCCAUGCUGGGCUGGUAAAUGAAAACUAGCAUUCAGGCUGGAAUGAGAGGAGCCUGCAUUACAUCCAGCGUUGCAUACAGACCCUGCCUGCAUACAGUCUGCAGGGUGCAGAAGGGGAUCCAGUUACAUGGGUUGUCAUGGAUUCCACCUGUGAAGUGGGGAAGGCUUAUACCCUGGAAAGAUACCACAGCCAAGGAAAACUGAGACAGCUGAUGAUGUAUUACCUGAAAUAUUUGCAGCAAAACAAUAUUCCAUUUUACCUCCCUGUGCUGAAAGAGAAUGAAAAAUCCAGCAGAUCUGUGCUGCAGAGUGGUUUCUUUGUGGUCCCAUGUGGUUGGCAUCAAUGGAUGUGCUACCCAGAGAAAUGA
This is a messenger RNA of Oryctolagus cuniculus (rabbit), 621 nucleotides long. It is a transcript of the gene GLYATL1, whose product is annotated as glycine-N-acyltransferase like 1. Gene Ontology annotation, biological process: L-glutamine metabolic process. Gene Ontology annotation, cellular component: mitochondrion. The record is from RefSeq and is a predicted model, not a curated record. Gene Ontology annotation, molecular function: glycine N-acyltransferase activity; L-glutamine N-acyltransferase activity. NCBI's taxonomy places the organism in Eukaryota, Metazoa, Chordata, Mammalia, Lagomorpha, Leporidae.